Entamoeba histolytica HM-1:IMSS is the source of this 1086-nucleotide messenger RNA. RefSeq lists its product as uncharacterized. The transcript has a single exon. Lineage: Eukaryota; Evosea; Mastigamoebida; Endamoebidae. The record is from RefSeq and is a predicted model, not a curated record. Bases 1 to 1086 code for a protein of 361 amino acids.
AUGGUUGAUACAACACCAAUUCUGUUUGAACAACAAGCCAUUAUAGAUAAAUUAGAAGUCUUAUCUUCAAUCACAAAAAAUUAUUUAGUUAUUUUAGAAACAAGAUCAAAAAUUGAAGCAAAUUAUGCUAAACGACUAAAAUCUCAAACCACAACACCUCUUAAAAUUAGCAGAUUCGAUACAACAAACCCAAUUGAUUUAAUGGAAUCUAGUAUGGCAAUAUUAUUUAAAGAAAUUAAUACACAAGGUUCAUUAGUAAGUGACGUUCAUCAAGAAACAUCAGAACGCUUGAUUAGUACAAAAAAUGAUUUAGAAAUUUUUAUAAAAAAUUAUGAAACUGAAAAAAAAAGAAUUUUAGUUGAAAUAGAAAAGAAAGUUCAAAUUUAUGAAAAUAAUAUUAAAAUUGUUGAAAAACAAAAAGGGUUAUAUAACAAAAUAUGUCAAGAUUUGGAUUGUAUUACUAAAGAAUUAAAUAAUGCGUUAUCUAAUAAUACUCAACCAAUAGAUAAAUUGGUUCAAAAAAAACAAUUAUUAGUUGAAAAACAACAACAUAUAAAAGAAUGUUAUAUUGAAAGUGUUAAAAAAGCAAAUGAAUGUAGAAAAAUAGUUUAUUUAGAUGAAAUGCCUUCAAUUAUAUCAUCAGCCCUUUCAUUAAUUCAACAAAUUUAUGAAAAAUUAUCAAAGACAAUAAAUACUAUUAUUAUUGGUAUUGAAUCUCUUAAUCCAGUAAUUGCUAAAGAAGCAAAUAUAUUUAAAAUAGAAUUAGAUGAUAUGAAUUUUGAAAAAGAUUUGGAAGAAUUUACUAAAAAAACAAAAACAUUAACAGAAAUUAAACCUCUAGAAUUGGAAAUAGAUAAUUCUGUUCAAUUCUUAACUCAUUCUUCUAGUGAAGUUUCAAAUAAAAAAAUAGAACCUAUUAAACUUAUUGAUGAAACUGAAGCAAUAUUUAAAAUGGAAAAUGAUGAUGUUGAAGAUGUUUCAAAAAUGAUGAAACAACAAGAAGAAAUGCAAGAGUCUCCACGUCCAAAAACACCUGAAGAAUUUAAUGCAGAAAUUGUAGAUGGAGAAUUGAUUGAUUUAAGUUAA